CAAGCGUCGCCCCAGCAACGGACGGGGCUUGGAUCACCGAAGCGGUCAUGGCCACAAGCAACCCGUCAGUGUUUCUUCUCACGGUGAACGGGCAAAUUGAAGGAGCGAAUUUUCCAGAGUAUGACAAUCUGUACUGCAAAUACUGUUUUGUCUACGGACACGACUGGGCUCCCACCUCGGGACUGGAGGAAGGCAUCACUCAAAUAACCUGUAAAGGCACUCAGUCUUCACACAAAUUAAUAUGGAACUUUCCAUUGGAAACAACGUUUAAGAGCACUAACCCAUCUGGAUGGCCUCAGCUUGUAGUGAGUGUGUAUGGUCCAGAUGUGUUUGGCAACGAUGUCGUCCGGGGCUACGGAGCAACACACAUCCCCUUCACCCCUGGACAACAUACACGAACAAUCCCCAUGUUUGUUCCCGAGCCCACAUGGAGACUUCAAAAAUUCACAAGCUGGCUGUUGGGACGGCGGCCUGAGUACACAGACCCUAAAGUAGUGGCCCAGGGUGAAGGCAGAGAAGUGACACGGGUUCGUUCCCAAGGCUUUGUCACUGUCUCCUUUCACAUCAUGACAAAAGACAUGAAGAAGCUGGGAUAUGACACAGGACCACCAAGCCCUGCAAACACAGAGUCUGCCACAUCCAGCUGGUCAACAGAAGAACAGCCAUACAACAUGUAAUAACAUAAAAGAUUUUGUUUUUAGAUACAAAUUGUGGCUAUCCUUAAUUUUAUUAUUUUUUUACUCUCAACGGUGCUUGGUCCCCGCCAAACCAACAACACUCACAUUAAAUAUGAAAUGACUUGUUUACUUCUUCAGUUAUUAUGGAAAUCCUGUAAUGCCACAGUCAGAAACAAAGUGGCAAGAACAGGUAACUCCAUUAAGAACACACACACACAGAGUACCCAAUGUUUCAUAGUCAAAUGUGCAGGAAUGAAAUUUUAAUAAGAUUAGAUUUAUUCAAAUGUAAACUGUUUCAACAAUAUUUGUACUUGUUUUACUAUGUUUUCUACUUUUUUUUAAUAAAUGUGAACUUC
This is a messenger RNA of Toxotes jaculatrix (banded archerfish), 1033 nucleotides long. It is a transcript of the gene b9d1, whose product is annotated as B9 protein domain 1. The transcript is spliced from 8 exons. The record is from RefSeq and is a predicted model, not a curated record. Gene Ontology annotation, cellular component: MKS complex. Bases 48 to 677 code for a protein of 209 amino acids. Lineage: Eukaryota; Metazoa; Chordata; Actinopteri; Toxotidae. Gene Ontology annotation, biological process: cilium assembly.